Molecule: messenger RNA, 4310 nt
Organism: Schistocerca americana (American grasshopper)
Lineage: Eukaryota; Metazoa; Arthropoda; Insecta; Orthoptera; Acrididae
Product: zinc finger protein 708-like
Exons: 5
Coding region: 607-3087 (826 amino acids)
Biological process (GO): regulation of transcription by RNA polymerase II
Cellular component (GO): nucleus
Molecular function (GO): RNA polymerase II cis-regulatory region sequence-specific DNA binding; DNA-binding transcription factor activity, RNA polymerase II-specific
Source: RefSeq, a predicted model, not a curated record
UUAUCUGUAGAGAUUGUGGAUAAGUAUCACUUGCAAAUGUCCUGUAUGCCCCUCUCCCCAUCUGUGUCCACUGUGGAAAGCACCACACUCCAUGCUCACCAGAUUACACUGUUUUCUAGAGAGUGAAUAAGAUACGCGAAUACAUGACUCAAGACAAACCUACUGACAAAGAGGCCAAAAGGAAGUGCAAGCUGUUGUCCCCAGCAUGUACACAAUGUCAUAUGCUACAGCUACAAAGACAUUUCCCCUUUGCCGAUGGUACUCCUGCCUAUUACUCUUUCUGUAUUGGGCCCUCAGGGCCACUUAUCCAUCCCUGCCCCCCUGAUGGUUUGGGGGCUCCCCUCCUGCUGCUUUUUGCACACAUGUUUUGGGAUUGAUAGCUUCCCAUCCACCAGGGACAUUUGUCCCCACCUCGAAGCCUGAGACAAAUACGCUUCUUGUGGCUGCUCUUGCCAGGAAGCGAUCCUUGGGGACACUUCAUUCCAUAGGUUGCACUGAUCUAUAACUGGACACCAGCAAGUGGCUGAAGAAGCCACUGGCUGUUGGUUGCUCUGCUUCAUGAUCAUUAUCUUCACCUGAAACUGAUUCAGAGAAGCCUUUGGCAUCAUGAAAAUCCUCCAAGGAGAGGAAAGACAAGAAAAAUACUUGGAGGAGGACCUUCCAGUACUCCCACGCGGGCAGAUCUCACCUGUUCAACUCCUGUGGCCAAUACAGAGAAUCCAGCAACCCCUGAUGACCCAGUUCUCACCACACAAUGGAACUUGGAAUGGAAUUUGCACAUAUGUUGUGGAUACACUCUCCAGCAAACUUCAGCCCCUUGGUACACCUUUGGAGGCUGUGCCUGCUCAGUUUCCUGAAGACCCAUUAAAGACUGAUGGCGCUACCAUCUUGGUAAAGCAUGAUCACAAACAGAAACAAAAUGCUGUUGGAUCUGAGCAUAAUUCUGUUAGAGAUCCAUUGGGAAUAUCUUGGUCCACUGAUUUUAUCAAAGAGGAUCCUGAACUAAAUUUGGAAAUGAAUGUAACAGAGAAUAUUGUGGAAACCUCAACAAGAUACUCAUCUGAUAGUGCAAGAUUGACUCAGAGUGCUGGUGGGAGGUGUGGCAUAUCAUGUGAAGAAACGUGUCACCAUCGACUGGUCCAGGAUGAGUUUGUGAUAGAUAUGGAGAAGUCAACACACGAGUUUGUUACCCAUACAGGAGAUGUGACUGUAGAUAAAGAAUGCUCAGUUGCUACCCAAUAUGACUGUAGUACAAGGGAAAAGGAAUUACAUGUAUAUAGCUGUAAUUUCUGCCAACAGGGCUUUCCUUCAAAAUAUAGACUCAUAAAGCAUGUGUUUAUGCACAUUGAUGGCAUGCAACCACCUUUGUAUGUUUGUAAGUGGUGUGGUGAGAUAUUUGAUAGUAAAUUUAGUUUGAAAAAACAUCUGAGAAUGAGUGAGAAUUAUCACGUCUUAACUGCUAGCAACCAUGAAAAAUAUGGCUGUAGUGAUGAGCAUCAAAGCAGUAUCCUUUUGGAUAGUUUCCCAGAAGUUUCUGUUACAGAACACAAUGUGUGGUCUUCAUACAAGGAAACUUGGAAAGCUUCAAAGAAGUCCUCUAAUGACGUGUGUAACACACCUAUGGGAAAUGAUGCUGACAAAAUAGGUGACUAUGGAACUUUGUCUACAGCUGUUAAUGUCAGUGCCCAGGGUGAUCUACUUACUGCAAACAGUAUGGACAAAUGUGGUAUUUGUGGCAAAUUGUGUGGUAGGUCAGGUCAUCCCAAGAGAGAGAAAUUACUUGACACUGGAAAGAAACCCCACAAAUGUGAGAUUCAUGGGGAAUGGUUUUCUCAGUCAGGUCAUCUCAAGACAGAAGAAUUAUUUCACACUGGGAGCAAACCUCAUAAAUGUAAGAUUUGUGAGAGAUGUUUUGCUAGGCCGAGCAGUCUCAAGAGACAUGAAUUAAUUCACACUGGAAACAAACCUCACAAAUGUGUGAUUUGUGACAAAUCGUUUGCCCAGGCAGGCAAUCUGAAGACUCACAAGUUAAUUCACACUGGAAAGAAACCUCACAAAUGUGAGAUUUGUGGGAACUCUUUUGGUAGGGCAGGUAAUCUCAAGACUCACAUUUUAAUUCACACUGGGAAGAAACCUUACAAAUGUAAGAUUUGUGGGAGAUGUUUUGCUUGGUCAAGCAAUCUCAAGACACACGAAUUAAUUCACACUGGAAACAAACCUUACAGAUGUGUGAUUUGUGACAAAUCGUUUGCCCAGUCAGGUAGUCUCAACACUCACAAGUUAAUUCACACUGGAAAGAAACCUCACAAAUGUGAGAUUUGUGGGAAAUCUUUUCGUAGGUCAGAUAGUCUCAAGACACAUGAAUUAGUUCACACCGGAAAGAAAUCUCACAAAUGUCAGAUUUGUGGGAAAUCUUUUGCUAGGUCAGGCUAUCUCAAGACACACCUUUUAAAUCACACUGGAGAGAAACCUCACAAAUGUGUGAUUUGUGACAAAUCGUUUGCCCAGGCAGGCAAUCUGAAGACUCAUCAAUUAAUUCACACUGGAAACAAACCUCACAAAUGUGAGAUUUGUGGCAGAUGUUUUGCUUUGUCAAGUUAUCUCAAGAAACAUUUAUUAAUUCACACUGGGAAGAAACCUUACAAAUGUAAUAUUUGUGGGAAAUCCUUUGCUUUCUUGAAUGCUCUCAAGAGUCAUAUAUUAAUUCACACUGAAAAAAAAUCCCGCAAAUGCGAUAUUUGUGGGAAGUCUUUUGCUAGGGCAGGCAAUCUCAAGGCCCACACAUUAAUUCACAUUGGAGAGCAACGUCACAAAUGUGAGAUUUGUGGGAAAUCUUUUGCUGUGUCCAGCAUUCUCAAAGCACAUGCAUUAAUUCACAUUAGAAAGAAACCUCACAGAUGUGAGAUUAGUGGGAAAUCAUUUGCUAUGUCAGGCGAUCUCAAGACAUAUGCAUUAGAACACAUUGGAAGGGGACCUCACAAAUGUGAUGUCUGUGGCAAAAGUUUCACUAAAUUGGGUACUCUCAAGACACAUGCAUUACUUCACAUCAGAAAGAAACUACAAGUAAGUGUUGGUUUACACAAAUAGGUUUUCCUGGUUUGUGCCCUCAAGGCCUAUAAAGUAAUGGAUGUAACAGGGGACAAUAAAUUGCAGUUCCUGUGAAAUAACAUUAAAGUGUGGUAGAAUUGUGGAAAAAAUGUGCAAUGAUGUGUACUAUAGAUUGAUAACAGAUAAUGUGACAAUAUAAAAAUCCAUAUCUACAGAUUGUGAUGUCAAGAACUUGUAUUACUAAAUACACUACAGACAUGAAUCAAAUGUGUUUUUGUCAUUAACACUGCUGCUUUUUCCUAUCGAUCUUGAGACAAGAAGAUUGUGAAUUGUGAUAAAUCCUUACCUUCGUCAGUAAUCAUAAGUAGAAUGCAAUAUUCAGUAUAAGGCCAAGGAAAUGUGAUGACUUGCUGAUUAAUAUUCCAGACAUAGUCAUUAUGUAGUACUUGUAACUGCACUUUAAAAAUAAUGUUAUCAAAAAUGUAUCCAUGGCACUUCAUUCACAAAUGCUAGUAAACUCAACACUGGAGAAACGUGAUUAUGGCAUUAUUUUACUAAUGUAUGUUUUCUCAAGAGAUCUGCUGUGUGUGUCAUUAAUAGUGUGUACUUUUAUUUUCUGUUCAUAUUAAUCCUACAUUUGUAGACGUAACAACAAAUAUAACAAUCUACUUAAUAGCAUGUUUGUCCACUUUUGGAACACAAUACAUGAACAGUUCUACAUGAUAUGGACUUGACAUGUCGUUUUCAUAUUUCUGGAUGUAUGUUGCACCAGUUGUAUUGCACACAUUCAGAUCAGCUAAAUGGUGUGGUCGAGACAUCAGUGUUAGUUACCAUGCUACUCAGACCACUGUGUAGUCAUUCUGUCAUUGUGACAUGGACAGUUACCUGCUGAAAGCUGCCUUCACUGUGGGAGAGCACAUCAGGCAUGAAGGAAUCUAUGUUUUGCAAUAAAGGUAACAUAGUCUGCAACUGUCAUGAUGCCUUCAAUUAUUAUCAGAUGUCCCAAAGGAGCCCAAGUGACUUGCCCCAUAGCAUAACGGGCCCUCGAUCUGGUGCCAUUCACCUACAUGACUGCAUAUCUGGAUGUGGCAUCUCACCUGGUGUAACAAGAAAUGUCACUCGGCCUGACAGUUGGCAGUUGACAUUAGCAUUGAACUUCAUUCCAGCAUCAAUGAUCCCUUGCGCAAUGCAGUUGAGUUUGAACAAUUUGGUGGGUUAGUAUGGAAACAUACAGAGACCAUAUGUUGUGGAGCCCUAUGUUC